This is a messenger RNA of Solanum lycopersicum (tomato), 2728 nucleotides long. RefSeq names its product nuclear intron maturase 2, mitochondrial. NCBI's taxonomy places the organism in Eukaryota, Viridiplantae, Streptophyta, Magnoliopsida, Solanales, Solanaceae. The record is from RefSeq and is a predicted model, not a curated record. Gene Ontology annotation, biological process: mRNA processing.
AAGGUUUUCACUUUUCUCAAUUUUUUUUCAUUUCAACUCAAAUUAUUGAAUAAUUAUUCGAAGAAUUUUCUCUCGCAGAUGCAAAAUCUCUGAUGCAUCAACGUAUUGUAUUAUCCAGUUAUCGGGUACUUCAAUUUUCUUCAUUUUUUUCUGCAAAAAUCAAUGCUUUAUUUAUCCCUGAAUUGAGUAUUUGUAACCCUAGAAAUAAUGGUUUUACUGUAUUUCGUGCAUUUAUGUAUACUUCAACACACUCUAAUAGGAGAGCACCGGACCCGAAUGAUCCGGCCACCUUGAUGAAAGAAGAUAGUAUAUCACUUUGUUGUAAAAUGUGGAUUGAUAGUUUUCGAGAAUCUGAUAAGACAGUGAAUAAUUUAACUGAUUAUUUAAGGAGAUUUGAGUUGUGGGUAUUAGCUUAUCAAAAAGUUUCUGCUGAUGAUACGGGUGCGUAUAUGCCUCGUAAUGCGAUUACUCGGCCAGCACUUGAGGAUUUGUUGGCUUUGAGAAAUGCUGUUUUAGAUAAUAGAUUUAAGUGGGGAGCUAGGUUGGAGUUUUUUAUUAAAUCUCCUAGGGAUAAAACGGAUUAUGAGUCGUUGUCGAAGAGGAAGAUCAAAGCUAUCUUGACUACAACACAGCCAAGUGCGUUUCAGGAUAGGAUUGUGCAGGAAGUGUUGUUUAUGAUAUUGGAGCCGGUUUAUGAGGCUCGGUUUUCGCAGAAGUCGUUUGCUUUUCGACCUGGAAGGACUGCACAUACAGCGUUGAGGGUUAUUAGGAGAAGCUUUGCAGGGUAUUUGUGGUAUAUAAAAGGGGAUUUAAGUACAGUUUUGGAUGGAAUGAAGGUUGGGAUGGUCAUUAGUGCUUUAAUGAGGGAUGUUAGAGAUAAGAAGGUAGUUGAUUUGAUAAAGGCUGCUUUAACUACUCCUGUGGUAACUACUAGACCUGAUGAUGUUGAGAAAAAGAAGAAGACGAAAAGAAAGUAUCAGAAGAAGAGAGUCUUAGCAGAUGAUGAGCCUAAGCCUGAUCCAUACUGGCUGGAAUCGUUCUUUGGGUUUGCUCCAGAGGAGGCUGAGAAAGUUCCUUCAUGGGGGCAUUGUGGUAUACUUAGUCCACUUCUGGCUAAUGUUUGCCUUGAUGAGUUGGACCGCUGGAUGGAAGGUAAGAUUCAAGAGUUUUAUCGGCCUUCGAAGAAUGAUGUCAUUUGGAAUAGUCCUGAUGGGGAAGUAGAACAAGGAAAUACUUCUUGGCCCGAAUUUGUUCCUACCAGUGGACCUGACAAGACCAGGAAGAUUGAUUACAUCCGUUUUGGUGGUCACAUUCUAAUAGGGGUAAGGGGACCAAGAGCAGAUGCUGCAACGCUAAGAAAGCAGUUGAUUGAGUUCUGUGAUCAGAAAUAUAUGCUCAAGCUUGACAAUGAGAGCCUUCCUAUUGAACACAUAACAAAAGGUAUUAUGUUUCUUGAUCAUGUAUUGUGCCGUAGAGUAGUAUAUCCCACACUCCGAUAUACUGCUACUGGUGGGAAAAUCAUUAGUGAAAAAGGUGUAGGGACACUGUUGUCUGUCACAGCUAGCCUGAAACAAUGUAUUAGACAAUUUAGAAAGUUGAACUUUCUCAAGGGAGACAGGGAUCCAGAUCCACAGCCGUGUUUUAGAAUGUUUCAUGCAACUCAAGCCCAUACAAAUGCUCAGAUGAAUAAGCUUUUGUCAACAAUGGUGGAAUGGUUCAGGUAUGCUGAUAAUAGAAAAAAGAUUGUUAAUUUUUGUUCUUAUAUCAUUAGGGGUUCACUUGCUAAGCUCUAUGCUGCAAAAUACAAGCUUCGGUCACGAGCAAAGGUUUACAAGAUUGGUUCUAGGACUCUUAGUCGUCCUCUGAAGGAGAAAAAGGGACAGUCUCCAGAAUACCAUAACUUGCUGAGGAUGGGUCUGGUGGAAUCAAUUGAUGGGCUCAUGUACACCCGCAUGUCCCUGGUACCAGAAACUGAUUACACCCCCUUUCCAGUGGCUUGGAGGCCCGAUCAUGAGAAGGCACUGCUGGAGUAUAUAAGGUUGAGUGACCAGAAAACUUUGGAGGAGCAACAGAACUGUCUAAAAGAACAAGGUUUGAUCUCACCUCAGGAUUACAUUUCAAUGCUCGUUUGGAACUACAAAAGAAAUGCUGUUCCAGUAGAUCAGAAAAGUUUGUUACUAGGCACAGGUGAGGAAAAAGAUAAUGAAGGAAAUGAAAGUGAUGAUGAUGAAGAAGGGGUUCAUGCAGCAGAAAUUUAAGCAAGAUUAACACUUUUGAAACUCUUGCUGGCACUACCUUUUCUGAAAGAAAAGCAAACUUUUUAUGGUGCUUAACGUACUUCUGUUACCAAGAAGGGUGUAGCAGCUUCUGUGUAAGUACCCCUUUUCCAGUUGCAGCCUGGUCCAUGAGAAGGCAUUGCUAGGGUAUAUAAAGCUGAGUGACUGGAAAUCAUUGGAGCAACAGAACUACCUUAAAAAACAUGGUCUUACAUCAUGUCAGGAUGAUAAUAGGAGAAAUGAACGUGAUGAAGAAGGGGUUUAUGCAGUAGAAGUUUAAGCCAGAUUAGUGCUAUUGGAGGUCCUUCAGGCUUUUGUUCUUCCUAAACCUAAAGAAAAUCACAUUUUACAUUUUAUGGUACUAAAGUUACUUGUAUUGCCAAGAAGAGUGUAGCAGCUUGUAUGUAAGUAUCCAAUUUUAUAAAAUGAGAUAGUUCCUCAGUAUUCCGUCA